UAAGCAGACUUGCAGACUAGUUCAGGACCCCAGUUGCAGAUGGAUUGUCACAUCGUCGCCCCAAAACGAGGUUUUAAAUAUCUUGGGAACUUUCGAAAAUCCGUAAAUUGAUAGCUGCUCGGUUGGGUUCACAAACAAAUUUUCAAGCCUAAUUGGGAGGACUUAAUGCUAAUGGCGUGAUUGAAAUGUUGGUUAUUGAUUUUAAAAAAUAUAAAGAAUAUGAAGCCACAAUAAAUAUGGAACUCGCAACCGACCAACCUGGUGAGAAUCUCCCAUUCUCCAACCUCUUAAUCGCUCCCCCUCUCUCGCCUACCUAGUUUCAUCCUCUUUUCUUGUCUCAGAGGAAGCGAGGUGAUCCGCUGGGGCGUGCGUAAAAUCGUAGCCUUCAGGGAUUCUGAUUCACUAUGAAAAAAAUAGUAAGUGAAGAGGAUAUAAAUAUUAACAAGGAGCAGGGAAGAACAUGUCGUGUCCAAAACAGAUGUGGUGUUAUUAAAUUGUCAAAUUUUUUAAAAAAUCUAAAGCCAAAACAAAGAGCUUCACUUGAAGGUACUGCCUUUGCCCCAUUGCUGUCCUUACCUAAGCUCAUGGUUUCUCAAAGUUUAAUGUACGAUCUUCUUCAAAGAUGGUGUGUUGAGAAAAAAACAUUUCAACUUGGUGGCAAAUAUGUGGAGUUUUCUUUGAGCGAUAUUGCUCUUAUAUUGGGUUUAAGAGUUGUGGAUGCUGGGGGCACAAGUCUUGCGCAGAAAAGCAAAAAAUAUGACAUUCUAAAAAGGAUAUUUGAGGGGAAAAAGAUCAUUAAACAGCGUGAUGUUGAAGCUGCACUCAGGAAAUACCACGGUGAUGAUCAUUUAGAGGAACACACUAGGUUAGCUUUAGUUUAUAUUAUGAUGACGUUGUUAUUCCCUAAUAGCGGCACAAGUAUAAAAUCAAGUUAUGUUGCCUUGGUAAAAGAUCUUAGCAAGUUCAACAGCAUGGCAUGGGGAAAAUUUGUGCAUGAAAAAUUGGUUGAGUCACUCUGUCAUGCUUCUGUGCAACUGAAAAGGGACUGUACAGUUGAGGAGUCCUCUAGAGUACUUUGUCGAAGGAGUUCAAGUGAAACUGGCAGACAAAAAUCGGUCAUUUUGCAAGGGUGUACGGUUGCAAUCCAGAUCUGGGCCUUUGAACACAUUCCAUCACUACAGCCUCAAUCAUCACUUACAAGCUUCCCUCGCAUCCUAAGAUAUAGUUGGGUAGCCCAUUCUUAUAAAAAUAAAGAUGUUGGUGCUCUCACAUUGAAGACCUUGGAUUUGGAUGAUGUUAUAAAGGUUCUGCAUCCAACCCCGAUUGAGUUGAACGAGCCCGUAAUUAGGGAGGUCCUUGACAUGAAAAAUGGAUCUAGUUCAGUAUCUUGUCUGAUGAUAGAUGAUGAACAUGAUAGAGGUACUUCCAUAGAAGAUAAGAAGGUGUGGAGUUUAGGUCGAUAUAGGUGGUUGACUAGUGACAUCAUGGAGGAGUACAUAGAUAUAUUGCGGAGACGGAAUUAUUCCUUGCAUAAAGAUCAAAACCAUUUGAGAUGCAUCUUCCUUAGUGUCUACUUUAUGGUACAACUUUGUUAUCAAGCUCAAGUUCUAUUUCUUAUUAAAUUAAGUCUCUUUUUUGCCUUGCAGCAAAUGGUUAAACUAAGAUUAGAUGGGGCUCGUGCACACUUAGAGACAAAAAAUGCUGGCUAUUCAUUUGAGAACUGUGAUAAGAUUUUCAUUCCAGGUCAUUGGGAUGAGAACCACUGGGUUCUUUAUGUAGUCAACAUGAAAGAAAGAAGGCUUGAGUUCUAUAAUUCAUUAAAUACUACACAUCAUUGCAACAAUGAUAUCGAUGAUUUGGUUGCUUUUUUCGGAAAAAAUUUUUUCAGCAUGUAUGAUUGGAAAUACAAACAUUUUGUGGACACUCCACAACAAGGAAAUGGGCAUGACUGUGGGUUCUUUGUCCUAAAGUACAUCGAGUGCUUAUCUGAAGGCGAAAAUCUUAAUUUCGGCCAGAAUGAUAUAUCCAGAUUCAGGAAACAGGUGCUAGCAGAUAUUCGUGCAAAUGUAAAGUAGGGUGGUUAAUUGGAUUGGCUCCAUGUGCAUAUCUGUUUAGCAAGCUGCUCUGCCAACCAUGAAGCACAGGUGGAAUUUGCACGAAAAUUACCCCUACACUGAUAUGGUGGAAGCUAAAAUGAGCGGAUAAUGCAAAUUGGCUUAGUACUUUGGGGCUGCUUAUCCAACUAAUCGGAUCAACUUGAAGGGUGUACAUGUUAGUGUGAAACAAGAGGGCCAAUAAAGGUACAGGCUAAUGGGGUUGUCAAUUGUGAGAAAUUUGCAAUGCAACUUCUGAAGCUAUGCUUUGCUUGCGUUUGACAGUUGUAUCUCUUUGAAUGUACUACUAUUAAUUCGUUGAAGGAGAAUUCAUCAUAGUUGCAUCUUGUUGAAUAUACCACUAUAAUUUUGCAGAACUUUGUACUUCUGUAUUUAUUCUACCUGUUCAAAGCAAUACACAAGCGGGAACCGUUCAUAUUUCUUGAACA
This is a messenger RNA of Nymphaea colorata (pocket water lily), 2542 nucleotides long. RefSeq lists its product as uncharacterized. Bases 405 to 2075 code for a protein of 556 amino acids. Gene Ontology annotation, biological process: protein desumoylation. The record is from RefSeq and is a predicted model, not a curated record. NCBI's taxonomy places the organism in Eukaryota, Viridiplantae, Streptophyta, Magnoliopsida, Nymphaeales, Nymphaeaceae. The transcript has 13 exons. Gene Ontology annotation, cellular component: nucleus. Gene Ontology annotation, molecular function: deSUMOylase activity.